GGUACCUUUUAAUUAUCAAUUAAGAUGGAUAUCAGAGGCGCUGUAGAUGCUGCUGUCCCAACAAACAUCAUUGCUGCCAAAGCUGCUGAAGUUCGGGCAAACAAAGUAAACUGGCAGUCAUAUCUCCAAGGGCAGAUGAUUUCAGGUGAAGACUGUGAAUUUAUUCAAAGAUUUGAACAGAAAAGAAAUCCAGAAGAAAAACAGGAGUUGUUGCAAACGGAAGGCAAUCAAUGUGCUAAAACAUUUAUAAACUUGAUGACUCAUAUCUCCAAGGAACAGACGGUUCAGUACAUUCUGACUAUGGUUGAUGAUAUGCUGCAAGAAAAUCAUCAGCGUGUUUCUAUCUUCUUUGAUUAUGCAAAACGUGGUAAAAACACUGCAUGGUCCUAUUUUCUGCCAAUGUUGAAUCGACAAGAUCUUUUCACUGUGCAUAUGGCAGCAAGAAUUAUUGCCAAACUGGCUGCUUGGGGGAGAGAACUCAUGGAAGGCAGUGACUUGAAUUACUAUUUCAACUGGAUUAAAACUCAGCUCAGUUCACAGAAACUACGUGGCACAGGUGGUUCUGUGGAAGCAGGAGCAGUCUCCACAAGUGAUAGUUCGCAGUAUGUGCAGUGUGUUGCUGGAUGCCUGCAGCUGAUGCUCAGGGUCAAUGAAUAUCGCUUUGCGUGGGUAGAAGCAGAUGGAGUAAAUUGUAUCAUGGGGGUCUUGAGCAACAAAUGUGGCUUCCAGCUCCAGUAUCAGAUGAUUUUCUGUGUGUGGCUACUGGCAUUUAGCCCUCAAAUGUGUGAAUAUCUCCGUCGAUAUAAUAUUGUGCCAGUGCUGUCGGAUAUUCUUCAGGAAUCUGUCAAAGAGAAAGUAACGAGAAUCAUCCUGGCAGCGUUUCGGAAUUUGUUAGAGAAAUCUACUGAGAGAGAAACUCGCCAAGAAUAUGCUCUUGCCAUGAUUCAGUGUAAAGUUUUAAAGCAGCUAGAGAAUUUGGAUCAGCAGAAAUAUGAUGAUGAAGACAUAAGUGAAGAUAUCAAAUUUCUGCUGGACAAGCUUGGUGAGAGCGUGCAGGACCUUAGCUCCUUUGAUGAGUACAGUUCUGAGCUUAAGUCAGGAAGACUGGAGUGGAGUCCUGUACACAAGUCUGAGAAGUUCUGGCGGGAAAAUGCUGUAAGACUGAAUGAGAAGAAUUAUGAACUACUCAAAAUCCUGACAAAACUUCUGGAGGUUUCUGAUGACCCACAAGUGCUGGCUGUAGCUGCUCAUGAUGUGGGAGAAUAUGUACGACACUAUCCCCGUGGGAAACGAGUGAUCGAACAGCUUGGUGGGAAACAGCUGGUAAUGAACCACAUGCAUCAUGAAGACCAACAAGUUCGUUAUAAUGCAUUACUGGCUGUGCAGAAGCUGAUGGUUCACAACUGGGAAUACCUGGGAAAACAGCUGCAAUCAGAACAACCUCAAACAGCCACCGCACGGAGCUGAACAAUUCCUUUGGUUCGUCCUUAUAACUACAGUAUGUUUGUCUUUACAAGAAAACACUGAAAUUACAUGGUCUUUGCCUGCUACUAGUGCAGAAACUUUCCAGCUUCCCUCCAGUGUUGUUGGCUUAAUAAAAAUCUGUGUUCAGUUAGUUCUGAUGAUUAUUCCUGUUAGCUUCCUGUUAUAUUCUGAAUGUAUAUGGGGAAAUGUGGCUAAUAUAUUGCAUUUGUUUUGUGUAUUUAUUCUCAUAAUAAAGAAUCUUAUU
Merops nubicus (carmine bee-eater) is the source of this 1729-nucleotide messenger RNA. RefSeq names its product ATPase, H+ transporting, lysosomal 50/57kDa, V1 subunit H (gene ATP6V1H). NCBI's taxonomy places the organism in Eukaryota, Metazoa, Chordata, Aves, Coraciiformes, Meropidae. Gene Ontology annotation, molecular function: proton-transporting ATPase activity, rotational mechanism. Gene Ontology annotation, biological process: proton transmembrane transport. Gene Ontology annotation, cellular component: vacuolar proton-transporting V-type ATPase, V1 domain; lysosomal membrane. The transcript has 13 exons. Bases 25 to 1467 code for a protein of 480 amino acids. The record is from RefSeq and is a predicted model, not a curated record.